Messenger RNA from Carlito syrichta (Philippine tarsier), 4599 nucleotides. RefSeq names its product pregnancy zone protein-like. Gene Ontology annotation, molecular function: endopeptidase inhibitor activity. The record is from RefSeq and is a predicted model, not a curated record. The coding region runs from base 1 to 4599 and encodes 1532 amino acids. Lineage: Eukaryota; Metazoa; Chordata; Mammalia; Primates; Tarsiidae. The transcript is spliced from 37 exons. Gene Ontology annotation, cellular component: extracellular region.
AUGAGGGGAAAUCAACUGCCCAAUCCAGUCUUGAUUCUACUUUUCCUGCUCCUUCCCAGAGAUGCUUCAGCUACUGGAAAACCGCAGUACAUAGUGCUGGUCCCGUCACAGCUCUACGUUGGAGUACCUGAAAAGGCCUGUGUCUUCCUAAAUCACCUGAAUGAGACGGUGACACUGAUCAUAACCCUAGAAUAUGGACUGCAGAGCCGGAACCUCCUCACAGACGUGGUGGCAAAGAGGAACGCUUUCUACUGCAAACCCUUCAUUAUUCCAGAGUUGCCAUCUUCCUCGGCCUUCAUUGCUGUACAGGUAAAUGGGCCAACUCUGCAUUUCAUAAAGAGAAAACCAAUGUAUAUAACCAAUGUAGAGAACCCGGUCUUUGUCCAGACAGACAAACCCAUGUACAAAGCAGGACAAACAGUGAGAUUCCGCGUUGUCUCUGUGGACAUCAAUUUCCACCCUUUGAAUGAAACGUUCCCGGUAGUUUAUAUUGAGAAUCCCAAGAAGAACCGGAUUUUCCAAUGGCAAAGUCUCAAAUUGCAAGGGGGAUUCAGCCAGCUCUCAUUCCCACUCUCAGUGGAGCCCAUUCUGGGUCAUUACAAGAUUGUGGUGCAAAAAAAGUCAGGGAAAAAAAUCGAGCACUCCUUUGAGGUGAACGAAUAUGUUUUGCCCAAAUUUGAAGUCCAAGUAAAAAUGCCCAAGGCUAUUGGUUUUCUUGAUGAAGAAUUUGUGGUAUCCGUCUGUGGCUUAUACACAUAUGGAAAGCCUGUCCCUGGCCUGGUGACAAUUAAUGUGUGCAGAAAAUAUUCACGAUACUAUUCUGCCUGCCACGGCAAAUAUUCACAAAAUAUCUGUGAUGAAUUCAGUCAACAGGCAGACAAUAACGGAUGUUUCACACAAGUCAUUAAGACUAGCAUGUUUCAGCUGAGACAAAGAGGGUAUGACAUGUCAAUACAAGUGGAAGCCAAGGUCAAAGAGGAGGGGACAGGGUUGGAAUUAACUGGACGUGGAUCAAGUUCUAUCACAAAUACCUUAAGCAAAGUGCGAUUUACUAAAGUAGACUCACAUUACAGACGUGGACUCCCUUUUUUUGGGCAGGUUCUUUUAGUUGAUGGGAGGAAUCAGCCAAUGUCCAACAAAACUUUAGUUAUCAGUGUGGGUGCUGUAUACAAUUCCCGUGUUACUACCAAUGAGCAUGGUUUAGCAGACAUUUCCAUCGACACCACCAACCUUAUAUCUUCUCUCAUUGCAGUUACAGCCACUUACAAGCAUAAUCACUUCUGCCAUGAUAACUGGUGGCUUGAUGAAUUUCAUACAGAAGCAUAUCACAGUGCAAAGCACAUUUUUUCCCCAAGUAAGAGUUAUGUUCACCUCAAACCUAUUGUUGGUACUGUGACCUGUGGGCAAACCCAGGAGAUCCAAGCACACUAUAUCCUGAAUGAGCAGAUUCUGAAGAAUGAAAAGGAAUUAACCUUCUAUUAUUUGGUCAAAGCAAGAGGAAGCAUUUCCCAAUCAGGAAUCUACGUGUUGUCCCUUGAACAAGGAAACAUGAAAGGGGUAUUUUCCUUCUCCCUUCAAGUGGAAUCAGACUUCGCUCCUACAGCUCAGUUGUUUGUUUAUACUGUUUUACCUGAUGGAGAAAUUGUCGCAGAUACUGACAAACUCAAGAUUGAAAACUGUUUUGCCAACAAGGUACAUUUGAGGUUCUCCUCAGCCCAGAGUCUGCCAGCCUCAGACAACCACCUGCAAGUCACAGCCUCUCCUCUCUCCCUCUGUGCCCUCCGUGCAGUAGACCAGAGUGUCCUUCUAAUGAAGCCUGAAGCCGAGCUGUCGCCUCAGUCAGUCUAUAAAUUGCUACCAGUAAAGACCCUCCCGAGUAUUCGAUAUGGAGGUCAGAUGAAUGAAGAUGGCGAAAAAUGCAUCAGUGUAGACGACAUCACUCACAAUGGCCUUGUCUAUGCGCCAAAGCACAACCUGGAUGAUGACGAUGCUGCCAGUAUCUUUGAGUCUGCAGAAUUAAAUAUUUUUACCAACUCAAAAAUUCAUAAGCCAUUUUUUUGUCCUCUGCCUCAACCAUAUCCAGAAGUGCCUGUAGCCUUUGCAGGAGCAGCUUCUACUCCAAAGGGAAAUUUUCGAGGACCACCUACUCCACCUAUAGGUCUCCCAAUGAGGGUCAGCGAAAACCUUCCAAAAAUUGUGCAAGUUAAAGAGACAGUCCGGAAGUAUUUCCCUGAGACCUGGAUCUGGGAUUUGGUGGUAGUCAAUUCAUCAGGUGGAAGUGAGCUGGCGAUGAAGGUCCCGGACACCAUCACGGAGUGGAAAGCCAGUGCAUUCUGCUUGUCUGAAACCACAGGACUUGGCCUCUCUCCCAUCGCGUCUCUUCGAGUCUUCCAGCCCUUCUUCCUAGAACUCACUCUCCCCUAUUCUGUGGUGCGAGGAGAAGUCUUCACACUCAAAGCCACUGUGUUCAACUACUUGUCCCACUGCAUUCGGGUCAGUGUGCAGCUGGAGGACUCUUCUGCUUUCCGGGCUGUCCCAGCAGAGAAGAAUGAAGAAUCUCACUGUGUCUGUGGAAAUGGGAGGAAAACCGUGUCCUGGGCUGUAACUCCAAUGUCACUGGGAAAAGUGAAUUUCACUGCUACUGCAGAUGCCAUGCAGUCUCAGGAGUUGUGUGACAAUGAGAUGCCUCAAGCCCCAACACUUGGACAGAAGGACACUGUAAUCAAGCCCUUACUAGUUGAGCCUGAAGGAAUAGAAAAGGAGAAAACUUUCAACACACUGCUCUGUGCAUCAGAUACCGGAACACCUGAAAAGUUGUCACUGAAUGUCCCUUCAAAUGUGGUUGAAGGAUCUGUCAGGGCAACAUAUUCUGUUUUAGGGGAUAUACUAGGCUCUGUAGUGCAAAACCUUCAGAAUCUUCUCCGGAUGCCCUAUGGUUGUGGAGAGCAGAAUAUGAUCCUUUUUGUUCCUAAUAUCUAUGUUCUCAACUAUCUGAAUGAGACACGACAGCUGACAGAGAAGAUCAAGGCCAAGGCCAUCAGCCAUCUCGUCAGUGGAUACCAAAGGCAGUUGAAUUAUAAGCACAGCGAUGGCUCAUACAGCACCUUUGGGAAUCGUGAUGGUAAAACUCAGGGAAACACUUGGUUGACUGCAUUUGUGCUCAAGUCCUUUGCUCAAGCCCAGUUGCACAUCUUUGUGGAGGACUCACACAUCAUGAAUGCCCUCUCCUGGCUCUCACAGAAGCAAAAGGAAAAUGGCUGUUUCCAACGCUCUGGAUCACUGCUGCACAAGGCCAUGAAGGGCGGAGUGGACGAUGAGGUGACACUCUCUGCCUACAUUACCAUUGCUCUGCUGGAGAUGCCACUGCCUGCGACUCACACAGUUGUCCGGAAUGCUCUAUUCUGCCUGGAAACGGCCUGGAACUCCACAUCAGAGGCCCAAGAAAAUCUUGUCUAUACCAAGGCAUUAUUGGCCUAUGCCUUUGCCUUAGCAGGUAACCAGGCCAAGCGAAGAGAGCUGCUUGAAUCAUUAGACAAAGAGGCUGUGAAAGAAGAGGAUUCAAUCCACUGGCAACGUCCUGGGAAACAUCAAGAAGCUAACACAUUACAUUAUCAACCCCGGGCUCCCUCUGUGGAAGUGGAGAUGACAUCUUAUGUGCUCCUUGCCUAUCUUACCAUGCUGCCUGCCCCAUCUCCAGAAGACCUGUCUGUGGCAUCACGUAUUGUGAAGUGGAUUACCAAGCAGCAAAACCCCAAUGGAGGCUUCUCCUCCACUCAGGAUACAGUGGUAGCUCUUCAAGCCCUCUCCAAAUAUGGGGCAGCAACUUUCACUAAAAUUGAGAAAGAAGCUUUGGUCACCGUUAAAUCUUCAGACACCUUCUCUGAAAAAUUCCACGUAGUUGAUUCCAACCGCCUAUUGCUGCAAGAGGUCAGGUUGCCAAAGAUUCCAGGGGAGUACAGCACAACAGUGUCAGGGUCAGGAUGCGUGUACCUCCAGACAUCUCUGAGAUAUAACAUACUUCCCAAGAAAGAAGAGAAAGCACCCUUUGCUCUGCAUGUUGAUACUCUCCCCCAAAAUUGUGAUGGAAUAGAUGCUCACAGAAAAUUCCAGAUUCGCAUCAACAUUAGUUACACUGGGGACCAACCCAGCUCCAACAUGGUCAUUGUUGAUGUGAAGAUGAUAUCAGGUUUCAUACCUGUGAAACCAUCAGUGAAAAAGCUCCAAGAACAGCCUCAGAUUCAGAGGACCGAAGUGAGCACCAACCAUGUUCUAGUUUACUUUGAAAAGCUAACCAGACAACCCCUGAAUUUCUCCUUCCUGGUGGAACAAGACAUCCAAGUCAAGAACUUAAAACCAGCUACAGUGAAAGCCUAUGAUUACUAUGAGACAGAUGAAUUCACCAUUGAAGAAUACAGUGCCCCUUGCAGUGCUGAAAUGCCUCAAAACGUGUCAGAAUUUAGCACAACCUAUCAGAAUUUAGCACAAAGACUGUCAGAUUUUAGCCUUGAGAAUAAUGAGGCAAUCACUGAGAGCAAUGACCCUUUUAGGGAAUCUGUGCUCAACUCUGAACUCUACUCUGAGGCGGAGGCGUUGGUGUAA